CAAGAAGCUGUUUGGCUCACUCUUGUAGUGUCGUACUUUAUGCUUUUUCUCCUGAAAUCCCUCUAGCACCAGAAUGAGCAAGUUGAGGCUCGCUACGCUGUGCGCAAAAAGUGAACGAUACAUUGGAACUCAAGGGGGAGGCAUGGAUCAGGCUAUUGCAUUUUUCGCUGAGCAAGGAAGUGCAAAGCUAAUCCAGUUCAACCCCCUAAAAACAACCAACGUUCCCUUACCAAGUGGAGCAACCUUUGUUGUAGCCAAUAGCUGCGUCAAAAUGACCAAAGUUCCUACCUCCCACUUCAACGCUCGUGUUGUCGAGUGUCACCUUGCAGCUAAGUCAAUUGCCAAGUCUCAAGGCCUCAAUUACAAGAAAAAGCUUCAACUAGCCGAUGUUCAAGCAAUGCUCAAGACACCUUUUGAAGAAAUGGUGGCCUUGGUACAGAACGUGCUGCAUCCAGAGCCCUAUAAGAGAUCAGAGUUGUGCCAGCUACUUCAAAUGAAUGAUGCAGAGUUUGAAGCGUUGGUGCUUGGAAAGAACACAAAGCAUCUUCAAGAGUUUAAGGCAAGAUGUGACAGUAAUCUAUAG
Ornithodoros turicata is the source of this 583-nucleotide messenger RNA. RefSeq names its product N-acetylgalactosamine kinase-like. The coding region runs from base 74 to 583 and encodes 169 amino acids. Gene Ontology annotation, cellular component: cytosol. Gene Ontology annotation, biological process: galactose metabolic process. Gene Ontology annotation, molecular function: galactokinase activity. Lineage: Eukaryota; Metazoa; Arthropoda; Arachnida; Ixodida; Argasidae. The record is from RefSeq and is a predicted model, not a curated record. The transcript has 4 exons.